Aspergillus mulundensis is the source of this 1482-nucleotide messenger RNA. Its product is annotated as histidine phosphatase family protein. Gene Ontology annotation, molecular function: acid phosphatase activity. The transcript has 2 exons. Bases 1 to 1482 code for a protein of 493 amino acids. NCBI's taxonomy places the organism in Eukaryota, Fungi, Ascomycota, Eurotiomycetes, Eurotiales, Aspergillaceae. The record is from RefSeq and is a predicted model, not a curated record.
AUGAAGGGGCUACAGCCGGUACUUAAAUACGGCCGCCCAGUUCGGGGGCCGGGGGUGAGGAGGAACAGGCUCACAGUCGUCUUGGCCAUGGCUUUCUUCUCGAUUUCGCUUUCGCUCUACUACCUGCUGUCGGGCGUCUCUGCUCAAGCCCCGGGAGUCCAGAACCAGUCAUGCAACUCGGUCAAUGGCGGGUAUCAGUGCUUCCCGCAGAUCUCGCACCUCUGGGGCCAGUACUCGCCGUACUUCUCGCUUGCGCAGGAGUCGGUUAUCUCCCCGGACGUCCCUCGUGGCUGUGAGGUUACCUUUGCGCAGGUGCUCUCGCGGCAUGGGGCGCGGUACCCGUCUGAGUCGAAGUCCGCGGCGUAUCAGGAGUUGAUUGAGGGUAUUCAGAGGAACGCCACGUCGUUCUCGGGCAAGUAUGCUUUCCUGAAUGAAUAUAACUAUACCCUGGGCUCGGAGGACUUGACGACAUUUGGCGAGGACCAGAUGGUUGAUUCGGGUGCCAAGUUCUAUCGACGGUAUAAGAAUCUGGCGAGGGAGAUUACUCCUUUCAUCAGAGCGUCCGGGUCUGAUCGUGUUGUUGCUUCAGCGGAGAAGUUCAUUGAUGGGUUCUUGAACGCGAAGCGCCAUGAUCAUGGCUUUGAGGCGGCCGCUCCAGUCGUCAAUGUGGUUAUUCCUGAGACUCAAGGGUUCAAUAACACGUUGGAUCAUAACACCUGCACGUCGUUCGAGAAUGACAAACGGGCUGAUGAGAUUGAAGCGAACUUCACGGCGAUUAUUGGACCUCCUAUUCGCAGGCGUCUAGAAAAGGAUCUGCCUGGCAUAGAAAUCGCGGAUAAAGCUGUCAAAUAUCUUAUGGAUAUGUGUUCCUUCGACACCAUGGCGCGCACUCCCCACGGAACCGAGCUGUCACCCUUCUGCGCCCUCUUCACUGAGAAGGAAUGGGUGCAGUACGAUUACCUGCAAUCGCUGUCGAAGUACUACGGCUACGGCGCUGGUAGCCCCCUUGGUCCAGCCCAGGGAAUUGGUUUCACCAACGAGCUGAUUGCCCGACUGACACAGACGCCUGUCCAGGACGAUACGACCACCAACCAUACGCUGGACUCAAACCCAGCCACGUUCCCGCUUGACAAAAGUCUGUACGCUGAUUUCUCUCACGACAACAGUAUGAUCUCAAUCUUCUUCGCGAUGGGUUUGUAUAAUGGCACCCAUCCGCUGUCCAUAGACUCUGUGGAGUCGGUUGAAGAGAUGGACGGCUAUGCGGCGUCUUGGACUGUCCCGUUCGGUGCCAGGGCAUACUUUGAAGUGAUGGAAUGCAAGAAGCAGCAAGAGCCGCUUGUGCGUGUCUUGGUGAAUGAUCGUGUGGUCCCUCUUCAUGGCUGCAAGGUUGACAAACUCGGACGAUGCACAUUGGAUGACUGGGUGCAAGGGUUGAGCUUUGCGAGGACUGGUGGAAACUGGAAGACUUGUUAUGCUUCUUAG